AUGUCAACUGGACGCAAGCACGGAGAAACCAGACUCAAGCUUCUCCUGAUCGGAGAUAGUGCUGUCGGAAAGUCUAGUUUGCUGCUACGGUUCGCAGAAGAUUCCUUUAGCCACACUUUCAUAUCAACCAUUGGUGUCGAUUUCAAGACUCGCACUAUUGAUAUCGAUGGGGAACAAGUGAAGCUGUCGAUCUGGGAUACAGCAGGACAGGAGCGUUUCCGUACUAUCACUGCAGCUUAUUAUCGCGGAGCUAACGGUAUCGUUCUUGUCUACGACAUCACCAGCGAGUCGUCUUUCAACAGCAUUCGUGGUUGGAUCCGAAACAUUGAGGAGCAUGCUUCUGAGAGCGUUUGCAAGAUCUUGGUUGGCAACAAGGCUGAUAUGGAGGAUCGGCGGGUGGUGACCAAGGACCAGGGGCAGCAACUUGCGAACGAGUUUAAAAUCAACUUCUUUGAAACUUCUGCUAAGGCUGAUAUCAAUGUCGAAGAGGCCUUCGUGUGUAUUGCCAGAGAGAGCAAAAAGCGUUACGAAGCUACACACGCAGCCAACACGGAGAAACCAAGUAAUCUCAACAUCCGAGACACUUCCGCUCCUGCACCUGCUGCUUCCAACUGUUGUGCUUAG
This is a messenger RNA of Closterium sp. Naga37s-1, 624 nucleotides long. The record is from the annotation of a GenBank genome assembly. NCBI's taxonomy places the organism in Eukaryota, Viridiplantae, Streptophyta, Zygnematophyceae, Desmidiales, Closteriaceae.